UCACAUGUUUCACUGACCAACAGUCACACUGUGUUUGAAUAGAAAUAGUUAAGAAUAGUAGAACACUAUGUUUGAAUCAUUACUUUGAUGUACAAUGUAAAUGUUUUAUAUUUUGGAAAAUAAAUACAAGUUUACAUGCAAAAAUAUAAUGGGAGGAUUGGACGGCUAUAGGGGAGGUCAGGAGGCCGUUUAUGUGUUUGACGAUUUUGGUCAGUGAAAAACAUGAAUUGGUCAGUGAAAAGUCAGGGAAAAGUCAGGGAAUUUUAUUUCACCAAAGUGCUGGCAACCCUGAACUGACAUGUACAGCCAGAGUUGAAAGUCCUUCCUUCCAAGAUAACACACCUGAUGCGUCUGACACAAACACCGUACAUCAGACUUCCAGCACGGAUGGUGACACACUUGAGACCAAUGUGGAACAAUCCUCUUCAGUUACAGCUGUUGAAAAGCAAGUAACAUUUCCUGAUAUAGUUGAAAGUCCUUCCUUUCAAGAUAACACACCUGAUGCGUCUGACACAAACACCGUACAUCAGAUUUCCAGCACCGAUGGUGACACACUUGAGACCAAUGUUGAACAAUCCUCUCCAGUUACAGCUGUUGAAGACCAACUGACAUGUACAGCCAGAGUUGAAAGUCCUUCCUUCCAAGAUAACACACCUGAUGCGUCUGACACAAACACCGUACAUCAGACUUCCAGCACUGAAGGGGACACACUUGAGACCAAUGUGGAACAAUCCUCUCCAGUUACAGCUGUUGAAGACCAACUGACAUGUACAGCCAGAGUUGAAAGUCCUUCCUUCCAAGAUAACACACCUGAUGCGUCUGACACAAACACCGUACAUCAGACUUCCAGCACCGAUGGUGACACACUUGAGACCAAUGUUGAACAAUCCUCUCCAGUUACAGCUGAUGAAGACCAACUGACAUGUACAGCCAGAGUUGAAAGUCCUUCCUUCCAAGAUAACACACCUGAUGCGUCUGACACAAACACCGUACAUCAGACUUCCAGCACGGAUGGUGACACACUUGAGACCAAUGUGGAACAAUCCUCUCCAGUUACAGCUGUUGAAGACCAACUGACAUGUACAGCCAGAGUUGAAAGUCCUUCCUUCCAAGAUAACACACCUGAUGCGUCUGACACAAACACCGUACAUCAGACUUCCAGCACUGAAGGGGACACACUUGAGACCAAUGUGGAACAAUCCUCACCAGUUACAGCUGUUGAAGACCAAGUGACAUUUCCUGAUAUAGUUGAAAGUCUGUUCUGGGAGGAUAACGCAGAUCCAUGUACUGAUGAUCGAGUAGACAGUAGUUCUUGUGAUGAUGGCUUUGAAACUGACGACUUUCCCAUGCUGCAGCAGUUGAAAGAAGACCAAGUCCUUGGUGAGGACCAUACUGUGGUUGCUAAAUCUGCUGCCAGUGUUUCUGUGCAAAGGAAAAGGAAAGCCAGUGAUUCGGGUGAUGAAUUGAGCAGUGUGAAAAAGAAGUAUGCAAGGUUGAAGGAGAAAUAUGAAAAAUUACUCGAAGCAAACAGGGAGCCAGCAGUGACAUACACCAGCAAAGAUGUACCAGCUGUGCCAGAACAGGUGCAGGUGACAUGCAAGGAGUUGCCAGUGGAGCCACACUCAAGCAGUGAAGAGUCGGCCUAUAUGGAGGCAAAAAUUAAUGAGGUGCAGAAGAAGCGGAUAUAUGACAAACUGCUUGCUUGUUAUUAUUGUGGAAAUGUGUACAAACACAGAAUAACUGAGCACUUGCAGCUUGUUCACCCAAACGAAAUGGAUGUUGCUAAGGCAGUGGGUACGUCAGAUGAAAAAAAAAGGGACAAUAUAUUCCUCAGAUUGAAAAACCUUGGAAAUUUUAAAUACAAUCUUUCAGUAUUAGAAAAAAAAGGUAAUGAUAUCAUUGUUGCAAGAAGACCGAAUAAAGGUCCAAUUGUUGCAAAAAAUUACCUACCAUGUGUUUCAUGCUAUGGCUUCUAUCUUGGUAAAGAUCUUUGGAGACAUGAAAAGAAUUGUCAACUUAAAGUAGGACAAGUUGGUAAGUCGGCAUCUGUUCAGGCAGAAUCAAGGGUGUUGCUAAGAUCGUCAGUUUCUUCUGAUCCAGGGACAGGUGAUGGUUUGAAGUUGUUAGACAGAUUAAAUACAAGAUCUGAUAGCAUAAAAUGUGAGAUUGUGAAUGAUACACUUGUUAUUAAGUUUGGCACAGUUUUGCUUGAAAAGCUUGGUGACAGAAGAAAGAACGAUAUUUCUCAGCGAAUUCGUCAGCUCACUCGCUUAAAGAUGCAGAUCAAUACAACUAAGAAUGAUAAGACCGAACAAUUAUUUGAUUUGAUUUCUGGAAAUGGAUUUGAUACUGUGGUGGAAGGGGUGCGGAACUUGUGUGGGACAUAUGAAAACGAGGAAAAAGUAGUGAGAAUGAAGAAACCUGGACUUGCAUUAAGAUUGGGACACAACCUGAUUAAAGCUGCAGAAAUCAAAUGUGGUAUGGCCUUGAGAAUGGAUGAUGAAGCAAGCUGUAAUCAAGCAGAGACAUUUUGCAAGCUUUACAGACGAGAGUGGAAUGAUAAGAUAUCAAGUGUUGCCUUAAGUACCCUGAAAACAAACAAGUUUAACAAGGGCCAAGUGAUACCAUUGACAGAUGACCUUGUGAAAUUGAAAAAUCAUUUGUCAUCAAGAAUGUCUGCACUUGCAGAAAAGCUACAAAGUUCACCUGCAUAUAAAGUUUGGCGUGAAUUGGCAGAGGUCACUAUGGUCAAAAUCCUGUUACUGAACAAGCGCCGAGGUGCUGAAGCAUCCAAGUUACUGAUUAGUGCAUAUCAGAGUCGGCCUAACUGGGAAGAGACUACAAACAAAGAGAUACUUGGCAGUCUUUCUCCGCUGGAAAAGAAGAUGUUCUCUAGGAUGGAUAUGGUCCAUACCCAAGGAAAGCAAGACAAAAAGGUGGCGACUCUUCUGAACCGAGACAUGGUAGACGCCAUUAAUCUACUCAUAGCCACCAGAGCAGCUUGUGGCAUUCUAGAUACAAACAAGUAUGUGUUUGCCAACCAAUUAGAUGGACACCUAAGUACCUGGACAAGUCUGCGUGACCAGGCAGUACAGGCCCAGUGCAGUAAACCAGAGUUGAUAAACUGCAACUCUUUGAGGAAGAACAUCGCAACAGUAUGUCAGCUGAUGGAUCUCAAUGAUGGCGAGGUCCAAUGGGUGUCCAGCCAUUUGGGGCACACAGUCAAAACACAUAAAGAUUUUUACAGGCUGCAAGAAGCAGCUAUAGAAAUCGGAAAGGUUUCAAAGCUGCUGAUAGCAGCAGAAAGUGGGAAACUUUCAAAAUAUAAAGGGAAAUCUCUUGCAGCCUUACAAUUUGAUGAUGAUGAUGAAUCCGAUAAUGAUGAGGAUGAUGAUGAUGAGGAGGCAACAAAAGACGAUUCAAUAGACGAUGCUCUGGCCGGAGACAUCAAUGAUAUGCCAUUAGCUGAUGGAUCUGACAGAAAGGACGAAGUGGGGGAUGAUUCACUCAACCAAGAAAUAGUUCAAGAAGAAAAUGCCAUUGACUCAUCAAAUGACGAACCACCAGAAAAACCUCCUUACCAAAGACCCCAGAGAAAACGGCGUGUGAAGGCUGCUAGGAAGGAAAUUUGCUCAAGAGCCAGAGAAUCAUCAGUUGAAGAAUUACCAGUUGCACGGCUUUGUCAAAAACGCCAAAGAAUACACCAUGUAAUGCCUGCCCAGAAGGAAUCUUCAUCAAGGGAUAGCCAUGCAGACAUGGAUAGUGAUGACUCUCUUCACGAUCCCACAUACACUCUCGAAAAAGGAUCUGAGGAAUCAAGUGGAGAAGAAUUAAAAAUGCGAAAAAGGAGAUGGUCAGAGGAAGAAAACAUCAUUUUCAAACAGUGUUUUAAAAAUUGCCUUGAUGAUAAAAUUAUGCCAACUAGUGUUCAACUAAAAGUGGCUGCAAAACGGCUGCCAGAAAGAGGAAUUGCGCAGAUAAGAACUAGAGUUCACAAUGUAAUAAAAGGAAAACAAGUAAUGUAAACACUUCUAUGAAAAAGCUUUUGUUAUCCCCCUGCCAACUGGUUGGGUAAUGGUCUCUGUCCGUCCUUCAUGAUGCUGACCUAAAAACUUUAUGGACUGAAAGAUCACAGAAAUGAGGAGUUCAGAGAAUAGGGUUCUUCACAUUAGCUGUCAUUGUAUUUUUGUCAUUGCCUUGCAUGUGUUGCCCUUGUUUUUUUGUUGUUGUUUUUAAGUUCAUCACAUAAUUAAUUUUUAUUUUCAGACUGAACUAUUAAACAUUUAUGUUUUACGGGGUUAGGCAGGGGAUAAUGGCAAUGUUACUUGGAUCUUGUUAACGCUCAAAAUGUUAGAGAAUCCUGUGUUGUAGCCCUUCCAAACAUGUUUGACUCUUUUUUUUGAAAGGUUUAAGGGUCAUUGUAUGUUAUGGUCUCAGUCAUUUGUCUGUCUGCACCAACAAUAUCAUACUUUUGUGGCUCUGUGCAGGCCUGUACCUCAAAGAUCAAGAUCAAACCUUAUGGUUCUUUGUCCGGGACAUAUUAAACACCCUGAAGGAUCUGAAAUAAAUUUGGGCAUAUAUUUCCCCAAUUUGUGGAGCUCUUGUUAGGAUUAUUACUUUGCCGAAAAAAAAAUGACAUUUUUAUGCUCCCUGCAUAUAAAUCUGUACAGUUGUAGACUUUUUUGAGGUUGUGUCAUGUUUAAGCCUUGGUUCAAAGUCGAGGUCACAGUUUAUGAUCAAAGGCUACCAAUAUUGCUGAUUUUGAAUAUAUGCUUGUUUCUCUUAAAUUUUCUGUUGAAUAUGUUGUCAUUGACUAACAGAUUGGACAUUGUUUAUUUUGUUGCUCAUUUUCUAAGGGAGAAAGAGACUUUGGAGGGUUUUUAUUGACUAUGGUCUAUAGACUGGUAGUUCCUGUCCAUUAGUUUGUUUUUUCUUGCCCCCUUAUGUAGCUUAUAGUAUUCAAACUGUCCCUCGGUCCAUUCUUGUCCGAUGAACGUCUUGGUGCAUGGACCAACUUUUAAUUAAUUUUGGACAAUUUUCUUUUCCCCUAAAACAUUAAACAACUUUUGCUUGUCCAAUCAUUUAAUUUGUCAUGCAUGGAGGAAUGUUAAAGUAACUUGGUGCAAUGAUCAUUAUAGCCUAAAUGUAUACACAUAUAUCUACCAGGUCUCUCAGUUCUAGGUCAACAUCAUAAUUUUACCCUUCUUUUUUGUCUUUGUUAUGCAUGGACGGAUUUUAAAAUAACCUCGUCAAAAUGUUCAUUCUCACACAAAAAUGUGUAGCAAAUAUAAGCCAAUGUUUCCAAGUUCAAUGUCACGCUUGUUUUAAAAAAUGGAAGCUGUUUUGUUACCUAAUUUUUAAUUAGAAAUAUUUGGUUGUAAAAUAUUAAAUUUCAGAAUAAAAAUUGCAUAAACAUUUGAGGUUUACAAAUUUUAUUAUUCUAUCUUGUUACAUGACUAUUAAUUGUUAAAUCUGUAUAUGACCAAAUGUUUAUACAGAGGGCAGUAUUUUAAACAUUAAACAACAAGAAUGGAAUAUUUUCAGCUAAAAUUAUUGAAAAGUAUCUCUGCAUUGAAAUGAUGACUUUGAUACAGUUUUUUCUUCUAAGUUAUUUGAAAUACUGCAGAUAUCACAUUAAACUCUAUAUAUUUCCCAUCUGCCCUAAAUGCUAUAUUUUCAUAUAUUAUUAUUAUUAUAUAUGUACUUGUCAUCUGCCCACAACCUGUCUUCUUAAGUUCCCAUAUAUUAAGCAUCUGCUCUUAAUGCAAUAUUUUUUAUUUUAUUUUAAAGAUGGGAAGAUUCCUGACUUUUAUUAGUGUUUUGAGUAUUUGUUUGAAAUGUUGUGUGUUAAAAAAUAUGUUUUGAUAUUGUUAUUUAACAGCAAACCUUUUAGUACAUAUAUAUGUAAUAUAUCAUAUAUAUUUCUUUGUUUAAAACAAACAAAACCUGGAUUUGUUGAUGUUUUCUUUAAAAAAAGGAACUGCUCCUAAUUAGAAUGCUCUUUAAAAAAGUACAUAAUGGUUUGUUCGUUCAAAUGUUUAUUAUUUUACAACAUACAACUUCUAUUUAAAGAACACUGGAUAUAUCAUAUGUUGAUAUGUGACACAUUUUCAAAUUUCCCCUUGUAUUGGGCUGAAUUGUUUUGGUCUUUCUAAGGUUUGUUUUUCAUUCCUAUUAAAAAGCAUAUUUUUCUUGGUAGCAAGUCCGGCAGUUUAAAAACCAACAACACCAUUUGUUUAAAUAGUAGUGUUUUUUCUUCUACACAUUUUGCAGGUUUUUUAGCUCGACUAUUCGAAGAAUAAGGAGAGCUAUCCUAGUCACCCGAGCGUCGACGUCGGCAUAACCACUUAUGUUAAAGAUUUUGUAUGAGUCAAAUAUUGACAUAUGGCUUUGAAACUUCGCACACUUCUUCAUCAUCAUGCCCCCAACCUGUACACAGGAGGAGGUAACUCUAUUAAGCAUUUUGACAAAAUUAUGCCCCUUUUUUUACUGAGAACUUACGUUCAAGUUUGCGUACCACCUCAAAUAUUUUCAAAGUCAUUUGACAUCUGGCUUUGAAACUUUGCACACUUGGUCACAAUCAUGCCCCCAACCUGUACACAGGAGGAGGAGGUAACUCUAUCAAGCAUUUUGACAAAAUUAUGCCCCUUUUCAACUUAGAAUUUAUGUUAAAGUUUGUGUACCACCUCAAAUAUUUUCAAAGUCCAUUGACAUCUGGCUUUGAAACUUUGCACACUUGUUCACCAUCAUGCCCCCAACCUGUACACAGGAGGAGAUAACUCUAUCAAGCAUUUUGACAAAAUUAUGCCCCUUUUUCAACUUACAAUUUAUGUUAAAGUUUGUGUACCACCUCAAAUAUUUUCAAAGUCCAUUGACAUCUGGCUUUGAAACUUUGCACACUUGUUCACCAUCAUGCCCCCAACCUGUACACAGGAGGAGAUAACUCUAUCAAGUAUUUUGACAAAAUCAUGCCCCUUCUACUUACAAUUUAUGUUAAAGUUUGGGUACCACCUCAAAUAUUUUCAAAGUCCAUUGACAUCUGGCUUGGAAUCUUUGCACGCUUGUUCACCAUCAUGCCCCCAACCUGUACACAGGAGGAGGAAAAUCUAUCAAGCAUUUUGACAAAAUUAUGCCCCUUUUUCGACUUAAAAUUUACAUUAAAGUUUGCGUACCACCUCAAAUAUUUUCCAUUCAAAUUAUGUAAAUAUCUCAGCACAUCAUGUAUUGCAUUGAAAUCUAAUCUAACAGUGAUCCAUGCAUGUUUUGCCAAAACUUUUCAAUCCAUACACCAAAAAGCGGCGGAAUAGUUGAGUUGCACUGUCUCUGUGACAGCUCUUGUUAUAUUUGUGAGAAUAUAAGCUAUCACUAAUAUCAACAAUAAUUAUAUUAAUAUUGCUCAAGCGCUUCAAUUUGCUAUAAUUCAAUUCAAGUUUAUGUAUUUGUAACAACUUAAAUGUGAAAAUGAAUGUGUUCACAUGAUUUUGGGCAAUUGGUGUUACAACUUAUUUUCUAAUCAGACUUGCAAUUUACACAUUGUGUUUAGAAAAGAGAAAUACUUUUAUUCCUUUGAUAUUGGUGAACAUUUAAUAACGAUAAUUAAAAUCAACAUAAUACUAAGGUCAUGUGAUUUACAACAUAUUAGCAAUGACCGGUAUAUAGAAACUCUCAGCUUACUGUAUCAACAUCAGGCUUGAUCCCAUUGUAAAUUUUAUGUAAGAAUGUAUAUUCUGUUUGUUUGGUAUCUGCUACUCGGUGAAAUAAAUUGUUUAUUCAUAA
This is a messenger RNA of Mya arenaria, 7776 nucleotides long. RefSeq lists its product as uncharacterized. The transcript is spliced from 12 exons. Bases 192 to 4025 code for a protein of 1277 amino acids. Lineage: Eukaryota; Metazoa; Mollusca; Bivalvia; Myida; Myidae. The record is from RefSeq and is a predicted model, not a curated record.